This is a messenger RNA of Nannospalax galili (Upper Galilee mountains blind mole rat), 954 nucleotides long. RefSeq names its product olfactory receptor 4S2. Gene Ontology annotation, molecular function: olfactory receptor activity; G protein-coupled receptor activity. Gene Ontology annotation, biological process: G protein-coupled receptor signaling pathway. Bases 19 to 954 code for a protein of 311 amino acids. The transcript has a single exon. Gene Ontology annotation, cellular component: membrane. The record is from RefSeq and is a predicted model, not a curated record. NCBI's taxonomy places the organism in Eukaryota, Metazoa, Chordata, Mammalia, Rodentia, Spalacidae.
UUCUCUUUGAAACAUGAUAUGGAAACAGUCAGCAAUGUAACUGAAUUCAUCUUCUGGGGCCUUUCUCAGAACCCAGAUGUUGAGGAAGUGUGCUUUGUGGUGUUUGCCUUCUUCUACACAGUGAUCAUUUUGGGAAAUCUCCUCAUCAUGCUGACAGUCUGCACUGGCAAUCUGUUCAAGUCUCCCAUGUACUUUUUUCUCAACUUCCUGUCAUUUGUGGACAUUUGUUACUCGUCAGUCACAGCACCAAAGAUGAUUGUCGAUCUAUUAGUGAAGAAGAAAACAAUUUCCUAUGUAGGGUGCAUGUUGCAACUUUUUGGGGUUCACUUCUUUGGUUGUACUGAGAUCUUCAUCCUUACUGUUAUGGCCUAUGAUCGGUACGUGGCCAUCUGUAAACCUCUGCACUACAUGACCAUCAUGGACCGGGAGAGGUGCAAUAAAAUGUUGCUGGGAACGUGGGUGGGUGGAUUCUUACACUCCAUUAUCCAAGUAGCAUUGGUGGUCCAACUCCCCUUUUGUGGUCCCAAUGAGAUUGAUCACUACUUCUGUGAUGUGCAUCCUGUGCUGAAGCUGGCCUGUACAGACACCUAUGUUGUUGGUGUUGUGGUGACAGCCAACAGUGGUACCAUUGCGCUGGGCAGUUUCGUCAUCUUGCUAAUUUCCUACACCGUCAUUCUCUUGUCUCUGCGAAAGCGGUCAGCAGAAGGCAGGCUCAAAGCUCUGUCCACCUGUGGCUCCCACAUCGCUGUGGUCAUCAUCUUUUUUGGUCCCUGUACUUUUAUGUAUAUGCGGCCUGAUAUGAUCUUCUCAGAGGAUAAGAUGGUGGCUGUGUUUUAUACCAUUAUUACACCCAUGUUAAAUCCUCUGAUUUACACUCUGAGAAACACAGAAGUAAAGAAUGCAAUGAGGAAACUAUGGAGUAGAAAGGUUUCCUGGAAGACUAAUGGGAAAUAG